AUGGUUAUAAAUAUACUUAAGUAUGUCGGUCUCCCAAAGAGAUUGACGAAAUUCUCGAGCAAUUUUAGGAGAGAGUUCUCCAGUAACAAGGUGUAUAUAGACAAAGAUACGAAAAUAAUUUGUCAAGGUUUAACUGGGAAACAGGCCUCCUUCCACACAACUGAAUGUCUGAAAUACUACGGAACCAAAUUUGUAGGAGGAGUUAACCCCAAGAAGGGCGGAUCCUCAUGGAAAUCACUCGACGAUAAACACACCCUACCAAUAUUCUCUUCCGUUUCUGAGGCAAAAAAAGAGACAGGAGCCGAUGCCUCAGUGAUUUAUGUACCUCCACCAGGAGCUGCAGAUGCAAUAGUUGAAGCAAUAGAAGCUGAAUUACCAUUAGUAAUUUGCAUAACUGAAGGUAUACCACAACACGAUAUGGUAAAAGUGAAAACACUCCUUAAGGACCCGUACUGUAAAACUACCUUGAUAGGGCCUAAUUGUCCAGGAAUAAUAAAGCCAGAGGAGUGUAAAAUAGGAAUAAUGCCAGGGCAUAUUCACAAAAAGGGUGUAGUAGGAAUAAUAAGCAGGAGCGGAACACUAACAUAUGAAGCUGUAACACAAACAACUGAAAUAGGACUCGGCCAAUCAGUCUGCAUUGGUAUAGGAGGCGACCCAUUUGGGGGAAUUACUUUUACAGACGCCAUGAAAAAAUUUGUAAAAAAUCCUGAAACCAAAGGUAUUUUAAUCAUCGGGGAGAUCGGAGGAACAGCAGAAGAAGACGUAGCAGACUGGAUUAAAGCUAAUCCAACAGAUAAGCCAGUAGUGGCAAUAAUAGCAGGAAUAUCAGCUCCUCCAGGAAAAAGAAUGGGCCACGCUGGAGCAAUAAUCAGUGGUAACAAAGGCACAGCACAUGGUAAGAUUGAGGCUCUCAGAGACGCAGGAGUAGUGGUACCAAACAGCCCAGCUGAAAUGGGUUUAGCAAUGUUCAACGCACUUAAGAAGAAGUAA
This is a messenger RNA of Theileria parva strain Muguga, 990 nucleotides long. It is a transcript of the gene scsA, whose product is annotated as succinyl-CoA synthetase subunit alpha. Gene Ontology annotation, biological process: tricarboxylic acid cycle. The record is from RefSeq and is a predicted model, not a curated record. Gene Ontology annotation, cellular component: succinate-CoA ligase complex (ADP-forming); mitochondrion. The transcript has 7 exons. The coding region runs from base 1 to 990 and encodes 329 amino acids. NCBI's taxonomy places the organism in Eukaryota, Apicomplexa, Aconoidasida, Piroplasmida, Theileriidae. Gene Ontology annotation, molecular function: succinate-CoA ligase (ADP-forming) activity; succinate-CoA ligase (GDP-forming) activity.